This is a messenger RNA of Corythoichthys intestinalis (scribbled pipefish), 1577 nucleotides long. It is a transcript of the gene dhrsx, whose product is annotated as dehydrogenase/reductase (SDR family) X-linked. The coding region runs from base 31 to 1035 and encodes 334 amino acids. The record is from RefSeq and is a predicted model, not a curated record. Lineage: Eukaryota; Metazoa; Chordata; Actinopteri; Syngnathiformes; Syngnathidae. The transcript is spliced from 8 exons.
ACGCAGUCGGACGCUGGAAAGCAAACAUGAAUGUACUGGAGGUUUUGGUGCCUCUUCUCAAACUUUACUUCUGUGGAAUCAGAGUUCUCAUCUACCAGAUGUUCCACAGAUCUUUUACAUUACCAGAGUCUGAUGAUGAUGUUCUUAUUAUGCUCAGUUUUACAAAAACAGAAUGGAAGAGUUGGUAUUGUUACUGGUGGUACAAGAGGAAUGGGUUAUGAAACUGCAAGACAUCUGGCAAGACUUGGCAUGCAUGUCAUAAUUGCUGGCAAUGAGAAAGAGGAGGGCUUAGCUGCUGCAAGGACGAUUCAGAGAGAAUGCAAAGAGGGGAAAGCUGAGUUUCUCUUUCUGGAUCUGACUUCACUGAAAUCCGUGCGGCAAUUUGUUGAAGCAUUCAAAGGCAGAGGUCUUCCCCUCCAUGUGCUUGUUAACAAUGCUGGGACCAUGCUGGUACCUGAGAGAACGACCGAAGAUGGCUUUGAGUUCCACUUUUCUCUAAACUACCUCGGCCACUUUUUACUGACCAAUCUGCUGCUUGACAUACUGAAGAAAUCAGGGAGACAAGGCUUUUGUUCCCGUAUCAUCAACAUGUCCUCCGCAACACACUACGCUGGGGUUAUAUACAUGGAUGAUCUCAACAGAAGGGCAAGUUACAGUUCCCACGGUGCCUAUGCUCAAAGCAAACUAGCUUUAGUUCUUUUCACCUACUACCUGCAAGAUCAGAUGACAGCCCAAGGUUUCCCAGUGAUGGUCAAUGCUGUGGAUCCGGGCAUGGUGGACACGGCACUGUAUGACAACCUAUGGAGCCUUGCAAAAGCACUCAAAAAGCCAUUUGCCAAGACUUUGUUCAGGACUCCAUCAGAAGGUGCCUCCAUAAUCAUGUAUGCUGCAGCUGCUUCUGAGAUGGAAGGAGUGGGUGGCUGCUACCUCUACAAUGGAGAGAAGAGGCAAUCGGCCGAAGACUCUUAUGACUGUGAGCUUCAAGUAAACUUGUGGAAGAAGAGCUGUGAGCUUGUAGGGCUUCACACGGCUUGAGAAACCAGGUUAUCCACUCAAACAGGGACCAAGAGAGCCACAUUAGACUGGAAUCAAGGAAAAUAAAGCAGAUACCAGUUUUUCCCACUGCCAACAAUUAACAUUGUAAUGGAUUUUUAGACUUUUGUCAGACAACUCAUUCCUAACCAAAAUGAAUGAAUGUCUGCAAUCCUUUAAAUAUUGUUUUCAUUUAUUUAUCUAUGCCAACAGCAUGUUGUUUUUGUAAAUUGGAUAAAGUUUAUUAACCGUUAGACAGACAUCUGUAAAACAGUUGGACAUUGCUGUCCAUUACAAUUUAAAUGUUGUGGCUGGGCAAUAGGGACGAUUUUAUGCUUUACAAUUAUUACCAUAUGCAUUUUUUUUGCCUUAAAUCAGUGUUUUAAGUCAUACCAUGUUUUCACUAUGACCUUAUCUGAGACAACAAUAUGUGACUCCAGCUUUGUUGAUCUCCUGAACAUGGUUUUUCUCAGGAGCAAACACAUCAAUCACGUUUUAAUCACGUCAUGCUAUUGCACAAUCUUCAUGGCGAAAAUAAAGAUUUA